AUGUCUUCCGAAACAGAGAUAUUCUUCCCGGACAUCCUUCCCUUCCCGUUUAUCGUUCAUGCUCUCCUUCCACGCGUCACAGAUCCAGUGAAGCAUGGUCAGAAGAUUCUCAACUACGCGUUCGUACAUCACCCCGCCGGUGCCUCGGGUCCGCCGGAGACACGCUUCGGCUCAUGGGACGCAACCUUCGAAGGGGAACUCAAGGCAUGGAAUGUCAAGCUCGGAGAGACAAUCACCCGCGAACGCGCCAGGUCCAAACCGGCUCUCCGAAUACUGGAGCCAUGCAAGCACGGCAUUCAGUUCAACGGUCUCUGUGCGCUAUGCGGAAUAAACAUGGAUCACUUCGACUAUACCGGUCGUGCUGAGUCUUCACGAGCUACAAUUCAAAUGACGCAUUCUGCCUCUGGGCCCACAGUCUCACUCGAAGAGGCACAACGAUUAGAGCGGGAAACUGCAGAGCAUCUUCUGAAGUCCCGAAAACUCUCCCUAAUCGUUGACCUUGACCAAACUAUCGUCCACGCGACAGUCGACCCGACUGUGGGAGAUUGGAUAACAGAAGGUGAGGCUUGGGAGGGGAGGCAUGCUCGUCGAGAAGCGAAGAGGAAACAAGCUGCUGAGGGAGAAAAGGAGGAUGGUAGCGAGGACAGCGAAGAUAGCGAGGAGGACGAUUCGGAUGAGGAUGAGGUCAAUCCGAACUGGGAGGCAUUGAAGGAUGUCAAGAAGUUCCGCCUUCCCCCAGACAACUUUUGUGCUCCUAAAUCUCGCUGGAAAGACAAGCAUGUUGACAAGGGUAUCCAGAAUGAAGGCUGUUUAUACUAUGUCAAACCUCGACCUGGUUGGAAAGAAUUUCUUUCGUCUGUGGCUUCCAGAUAUGAGAUGCAUGUUUACACGAUGGGAACGCGGGCGUACGCCGAGAAGGUUUGUGCAGCGAUCGAUCCUGAUGGGCGAUUGUUCGGAGGUCGAAUAUUGAGUCGUGAUGAGAGCGGCAGUUUAACGCAGAAAAGCCUGCGCCGUCUUUUCCCUUGCGAUACAUCAAUGGUGGUAAUUAUCGAUGACCGAGCCGAUGUCUGGGAAUGGUCCCCGAACUUGAUUAAGGUUAUACCAUACGAUUUCUUCAUUGGAAUAGGAGAUAUCAACUCAACAUUCUUGCCUAAACUUGAUGCCAUGGGAACUGGUAAUGUUUCACAAGACGGCCCAGAGACACCUACAGAAUCAUCUGAUGCUCCUGCCCAACUUACGCCUCCCAUACCUGUCCCGUCGUCCCCUACUCCACCUUCGACCACCGGAUCGGAACCUGUUUCCGAGGACACCGCCGAUGAACUUCCAGGAGAUCAGCAGUCUGCUAAGAAGACCGAAAUGAUCACACAAAACACUCUUGCUCUGGAGGCGCAGGUGGAGGAGCGACCAUUGGCGAAGAAACAAGAACAGCUAGAAAGUGAUGAUGACACAGAAAAGCCUGAUGACGCAAAAGAAUCCGAACAUCGGUCAUCGAAUGGCGAGACAGUUGUACAGACCGAGCAUCCAAAAUCCAAACACCAUAGAAAGGCGCUACUCAAGAACGACGACACGGAGCUUAUGCGUGUCAGGCAGCUCCUUGAUGAAGUACAUACACGAUUUUUCGGUGCAUACGACAAUCGGUUACCAGAGAAUAAUACUAGCAAGAGGCGACGGUCAGUCGCACGACUAGAAGUCCCUUAUGAUGUGAAGUUUAUAAUUCCAAAUAUACGAAAGGAAACGUUUAAAGACGUGCAUAUACUAUUUUCUGGUGUUAUUCCUACGAAUAUACGAAUGGAUCACGAGGCAACGGAAAUCUGGAGAAUGGCUAGGGCGUUUGGGGCUACAUGCCAUAGAGACUUGGACAAAGAAGUCACGCACGUCGUAACAUCUAAGAGAGGAACUCAGAAGGUUGAGAAGGCUAGGUCCCAACCUAAUAUAUUUGUUGUCUGGCUGCAAUGGUUUACGGAUUCCGUUGCGCAAUGGAGACGACAAGACGAACGGCGAUACCUUCUAGACGCUACCCAGGAUGACUCGACGCAACAAGAUGUCGCAUCAUCGAGCCCGCCUUCGGAUCCAAAUGCGAUUUCGACGGACACCGAUCCCGAAGGUCUAGUAGGUGACGGUGACGAAGAGGACUUGUUGGAAGAUUUACUAGAUGAAGCAGUUGAAGCGGUCCCUAACAGUGAGUCACUGGUGGCUCCUACUGGAGAAUCAGCAGGAGUGACGGACCUGGACACGGAGGGCCCUUUAAAUCUCAACGAGGUAGAUUGGCAGAACGCCAAUGACGAGGUUGACGCGGCGAUGAUGGAGAGUGAUAGCGAAAUGGGAGAUGAUGACGAUGAUGAUGUGCGAAGUACGGGAAGCAUUCGGAGUAGCAAUGUAUCUGAGGAUGAAUCCGCUGCGGAUGAAGAAGUUGGCGGAACUAGUCUCACUGUUACGACUCGACAAGAACGCAAACGAUUACGAAGCAUCACACCAUCCGAGCGCGGUCAAAUAUCCGAAGAGCUACGGUCGCCCCUAGCAAAACGGAAGAAGAUUGCCGCGAGCCGCUCCGGCAUGUCCAAACUCAAGACGGCUGUGUCAGUGAACGAACUCGCGACUAAGGGGAGCGAUGACGGCUCUGUUGAGGUAGAUUCUAGCAACCCGGGAACGCCGGUGCAGGAGAACGGCAGCAAUGGAAGUUUCGAUGACGGUGAUGAAGAAACAGAAGAUGGUGAAGAAAUUGAUGACGAUUUCUUGGCCAGAGAGAUGGAGGCGGAACUUGGAUGAAAAGUGAACUGCGUGCACUCCCUCCGACAUAACGACUCAUAACGCUAAUCGCAAUAACUUAUUAACUAUACUCUUAUAUUUUGGAGGACAAACCUUGCAGUCUGAUCUAGAAUAAUAUA
This is a messenger RNA of Fomitiporia mediterranea MF3/22, 2885 nucleotides long. RefSeq lists its product as uncharacterized. Gene Ontology annotation, cellular component: nucleus. The record is from RefSeq and is a predicted model, not a curated record. The transcript is spliced from 9 exons. The coding region runs from base 1 to 2766 and encodes 921 amino acids. Gene Ontology annotation, molecular function: RNA polymerase II CTD heptapeptide repeat phosphatase activity. Lineage: Eukaryota; Fungi; Basidiomycota; Agaricomycetes; Hymenochaetales; Hymenochaetaceae.